UGCAGACUAGAGCCCACACAGAUUGCGGCAGGAGGAGCAUGCAGCCCCCACCUUUGCCUUUUGCCAUCUCCAACCCGGCAACCCCAAUCCUUGUGGCUCCACUAUAUCAGCAAAUCCAUACUCCGUUGUAGAGAGAGAGAGAGAGAGAGAGAGAUGCCCUUGCACCUUGCUCUCCCUUCCCCUCACAACCGGCCAGCCAGCAGCUGCAGCACCACCAUGGGCUCCUAGCAAAGAUGCCAAGUUCGGCAUGCACUUAAUUAAGCAGUGACUAGUUUUCGAGAUAUUUGGAUAAAGUGAAGUGAGAUUUGGGUGUUCACUCAUCUAAUAGAUUUGCAUUCGUGCAAGUCUUUCUGACCACCAUGUCUGUGGAGGCCGCGAAGCAGAAUGUGCCUGAGCACCGGGCGGAACCAGCGGCUGAUCACACAGUUGAACCAGUUGUUGCAAAGGUGAACAAGAACAAGACAGCUCAGGACGGUACACACCUUAGCGCCAAGGAGAUUUUAGUGGAGGAGAAGCCCUCACAUCGGCGGCAGGAGUCUUCUGCAUCUACGUUGGACAAGGGCCCUUCUAGCGUUUGCUCGGACUCUGGAAUCCUGGAUGGUCCACUAACCCCCCAAGGAGAUUCUGGGGAGCUGAAAGAGAUCCAAAGCUUGCAUUGCAACGGUAAUCAGGAAAAGAAGACGUCGCAAAAGAGCAGCACAAGUGAGAGCUUUGCUACCGCCGAAGUGAGCGAUGGGACUAGUCUGCGGAAGACCAGUGGAAGUGCUAAGAUCAGUGACCGAGCUGAUGUUACGGAGAGUGGAAAGAGCAGCAUGUGCUGCCCAAGCAUGAGCAGCAACAUCAGCGAUGAGAGCUCCUCAAGCAGCAUGGGCAGAAGCACAAUGAAGCCACACCAAGGGAGUGAUUCUAGGUGGGAAUCAAUCCGAGUGAUCAGAUCAAGGGAUGGCAUUCUGGGUUUGAGCCAUUUUAGGCUGCUUAAGAAGCUGGGCUGUGGUGAUAUUGGCAGCGUAUACCUCUCUGAACUGAACGGUACAAAGAGUUACUUUGCAAUGAAGGUCAUGGACAAGGGCUCUUUAGCGAGUCGGAAGAAGCUUCUUCGAGCACAGACAGAGCGGGAGAUACUGCAAUCUCUUGACCAUCCGUUUCUUCCAACAUUGUAUACCCACUUUGAGACAGAUAAAUUCUCAUGUUUGGUAAUGGAGUUCUGCCCAGGAGGGGACCUGCACACUCUUCGACAAAGGCAGCCUGGAAAAUGUUUUUCUGAGCAAUCAGCCAAGUUCUAUGUAGCAGAGGUCCUCCUCGCAUUGGAAUACCUGCAUAUGCUUGGGAUUAUAUACCGUGAUCUGAAGCCAGAGAAUGUCCUUGUUCGGGAGGAUGGGCACAUCAUGCUGUCUGAUUUUGACCUCUCCCUUCGUUGUGCUGUAAGCCCUACUGUUGUCAAGUCUGCCAACCCUGGACCAGAUGCACUGCAGAGGAACAACCAAGCAUACUGUGUUCAAUCUGCUUCUAUCGAACCAUCCUGCAUCCAGCCAUCAUGUGUCGCUCCAACUACUUGCUUUGGUCCCCGGUUUUUCUCCUCCAAGUCCAAGUCCAAGAAAGAGAAGAAGCCGAAGCCAAAGUAUGACAUUGUCAACCAAGUUAGCCCACUGCCUGAACUCAUAGCGGAGCCAACUGAUGCUCGCUCCAUGUCAUUUGUUGGCACCCAUGAGUACCUGGCGCCAGAAAUAAUCAAGGGAGAAGGUCAUGGCAGUGCUGUGGACUGGUGGACCUUCGGUAUAUUCCUGUAUGAACUCCUAUUCAGUAAGACCCCUUUCAAGGGGUCAGGAAACCGAGCAACGCUGUUCAAUGUUGUUGGUCAACCCCUGCAGUUCCCAGAGUCCCCAAUUGUGAGUUUCUCAGCAAGGGACAUGAUAAGAGGAUUGCUUGUCAAGGACCCGCAGCACCGUCUUGGCUACAAACGCGGGACUACUGAGAUAAAGCAGCACCCGUUCUUCGAUGGUGUGAACUGGGCGCUGAUACGGUGCGCGAGCCCUCCAGAGAUCCCCAAGCCUGUUGUGCUGGAUCGCCCACCGAAGCCAGCACCAGCUAAUGAUAUGGUUGCCCCGGCUGCCAAUCAGAAGGGCUCAGAUAAUUUUCUAGAGUUUGAGUUCUUCUAGGGUUGUUUUUCUUUCAGUUUUUGAAUGUGGGCUGGUGCAUGCAAGAUGGUGUAUGAAAGGAGGAAUAUGUUCAGUUCUGAGGCGUAUACUGUCACUGUGAUGACUGGUGAUGUUCUGUUGUAGGCUGUAGCUCUAUUUCGAGCAGCUCCUGUUGUUUUUCUAUUGAACUGCUUAAGAUCUAAUUUGCACUGGGUCCAUGUUGUUGGAAUUUGAGGUGUUUUCCCUAUUAAAU
This is a messenger RNA of Phragmites australis (common reed), 2388 nucleotides long. RefSeq names its product serine/threonine-protein kinase D6PKL1-like. The record is from RefSeq and is a predicted model, not a curated record. The coding region runs from base 360 to 2156 and encodes 598 amino acids. Gene Ontology annotation, molecular function: ATP binding; protein serine/threonine kinase activity. The transcript has 3 exons. NCBI's taxonomy places the organism in Eukaryota, Viridiplantae, Streptophyta, Magnoliopsida, Poales, Poaceae. Gene Ontology annotation, cellular component: plasma membrane; nucleus; cytoplasm. Gene Ontology annotation, biological process: protein phosphorylation.